AUGUCGACGGCGUCGAGAAAGUCUUACCUCAAUCGUCGCAUAGACAGUGCUCAGAGCGUCCACGGCAGCAGGAGUCGCGCCGGUUCGAGCGCGCGAGCCUUGGCUGUCAGCCACGACGAUGCCUACACCUACGCUCUCCGGGUCGCCUACCUCCACUAUCUCCUCCAGCCCAAAGCCAAACGAAAACAAUGGGUGCCCGCGCCGAAACCCCUACCCCGAUCGCAUACGUCCAAUAUAUCGGAUCUAGUCAAGGAGUUUGUGCCUGGUAAUUCCACUAGUGUCAAGCUGCCAAAUGGCUUCCGGGGUCCUUUGGAGAAGAGGAUGGAGCGUGUGAUUAUGGGCCUCGAAAAGCUGCCGGGCUUCAACGAUGCUGCCGUAAAGAAGACCUUCGCGCAGGCCUACAAUGCAUUCACGGAUCAAGGCUUCCGGAAGAGCAUUGACAAGGAGCGAAAGGUCGAGCCGCUAGUCCUGAUAUUCUUUUCGGCCGCCACCAAGGCCUGCAUGCUCGGCCACGAGCGAAGCGAUGACUCCUGGAAACUGCUCGUCGACAGGCACGUCGCCCUCUUCGUGAGACUGAUUACCAACAUUCUACGAGACCAAGGGAACGACCGAGAUAAGCCAGAGCUCAUGAGCAGACUGAGCACGCUCGAGAACAAGCUCCUUACGAACGACCAGAAUCUCUUCGUCGAUACUGGCCAAGACUCCGGCAAGUCGAUAGAGGUCGUAGUACCCCUUAGUUAUGACGUGAAGGACAUGCCCAUGGUGCAGGCCGUUGCCAGGGUCUUCGGUCUCGCACACUCCGAUGUGCAAACCCAUAUAGACGCCCAGCGGCCGAAUUGGACCGAGGAGGCUGCGCUGAAGGACCUCAAAUCCUACCAGCAUCGGAUGAACGCCAAUAUGGGUGGCGCUCUUCAAAGUCAAGAUUUCGAUAUUGAAGAGGCCUAUCAAGAGUGGAAAAAGGCCGAAGCACCUUUUCUUUCGCAGAUGAUGAUGGAGAUUCUGGUAGCUAAGCCAGAGCUGGCCAAGAAGUCUACCGGUGUCAGUGCGGCGGCCGAGAAACCUCUGCCCUCAAGCCCUUCUGCUGCUUAUGCUGAAGACCAGGCGUAUUCAGACCUGGGAAGGGUACUGUCCAAUCCGAACAGGACAUCCAUAUAUGGCCUUGACCACACACUCAGCCUGGGUUCUAUGUCGCUUGACGAUAUAGGCAGCAUUAGAUCCGUUGAGGAGGCGCACUAUACUUUUAUUCCUCCCGAUCCCCGUGAGUUCCUGAAGGUCAUCGCAAAUUAUGCGUUGGAGUUUGAUGCCAUGCACGAAAAUGGCGACGACGAAGCGGGACCUUUCUCGAAACAAUCAUUGGAUCUUCUGACGGAACUCUGCGUUCGCUGGCGAAUUCCCCAGUUCACCCGUCUAGUUGUAUUCAUAGAGGUAGCCGCUCGCAGGUUUACCGAUACCUUGUUCACUGUCAUAGACUUGGAUACUGCGUUCGACUUAGUCAAGAGCUCGCCCCCGGAGAAGGAGCUCAAAAAGCCACCGCCCAUCUAUCUCUACGCGGAGAGCCUCGCAACUAUCGAAAGGAGCAGAUGGACGAUUUCGGACUAUGCCGUAUGGCAGCAGACAAUCCACACCCUAAAUGAUGCUCUUCUGCGCGAACUCUACGACAUCCUCAUGCAUUGCUAUGAACCGAAACCGCCUUCGGCCGGGCCGCCGGUGCAUGUGCUACAAAAUCACAUAUUCAACGACCCAAGUUUCUCCCGAAAGGAGGAAGAUGCUUUGGACUACACCAAACUACUUCACGCCGGAAUGGAAGAGCAAGCCGCCAACGUCUAUCGUGGGUUCCUCGAUAAAGAAAUUCCACAGAGUCAACAAGACUGGGAUUUCAGCCACGUAAAAAAGCUCGGAAACUCGGUGGUCAAACUUUGCGAGAAGAUCCAGAAACGGUACAGAAACAACCCUGAGAUUAUGGGUGUCAACCCCUUGACUGUCUUGGCGGAGACGAUAUUUCCCAGUUUCGAAGACGACGCUCAUGACCUAGUCAAGAGGAUCGUACAAGUCGCCCAGGACCGGGACGAGGAGCUGCCUCUUCAGGAUGGGUUUGAUUUGUACAAGGACCUGGUCGAGAUCCGUCGUAUUCACCGGACAUCACUCCCGAACAACCCCUUCACUUUCGAUGUUGAGGAGCUACUCAUUGGCUUUGUUUGGCGUUGGAUUCACAACGCUGAAGAGAGAGCUGAGGAGUUUGUAGAGCAAGCGAUCAAGCAAGACCAGUUCCAAGUACGCAGCCAAGGACCUGGCCAUAUUUCUCUCGAUGCGGAACGUCACAGCCAUUCCAUUAUCGACAUGUUUCAGUUGUUCCACCAGACUUCAGACCAGGUUUUCCAGCUUGAAUGGGAUAACGAUGUCCAUCAUGCUCGAUUCAUGACGGCACUGUCCAAGAUAUUUGCCAAUAGCAUCGCUCGAUACUGCGAGCUUGUGGAUCAGCGGUUCAUGAAAGAGAUGGACACGCCAAGGGCGAACGAAAAGGAGGCGGCAGCCGUGGCCCAAACGACGCAAGGAAGAUUUAUGCAGUACGCCAAGGAUGCUCUGAACACCAAGGAAAAGAUUGAACCGUUUCAGUUCUACCCAGAGUCCCUAGUCAAGCUCAACAAUAUCGAAUGGGCCAUGCAAGAAUUGGACAAGCUAGAGAGGUCCAUGAAUGUCGAUGCAUGCGCCGCGAUGCUAGAGAAGGUGGACGGGCCAAGAAAACAGGUCAGACGUCCGGCGAAGUACGUCUUUACCAUCAAGAUCGUUGAGGCCGAGGAGAUCAAGGCAUGCGACCCGAACGGGACCAGUGACCCUUAUGUUGUGCUUGUGGACGAAUACCAAAAGCGCCUGCACAAGACGCGAAUUGUUAUGAGAACGCUGAGUCCUCGAUGGGAUGAGUCCGUAGACGUCACCGUGUCUGGAGCUCUGAACGUUGUCGCCACAAUCUGGGAUUACGAUACCUUUGGCGACCACGAUUUCGUUGGUCGGACCUCGCUGAAGUUGGAUCCGAUUCAUUUCAGCGACUAUUUGCCGAGGGAGUUCUGGCUUGACCUUGAUACACAAGGCAGGAUCUUGAUGCGAGUGAGUAUGGAAGGGGAGCGUGAUGACAUACAAUUCUAUUUUGGCAAGGCUUUCCGGCAUCUGAAGAGGACGGAGCGUGACAUGGUCCGCAAGAUCACCGACAAGCUUUCGAGACACAUUAACGCAUCUUUGUCACACGAUGCCUUGCGUGCUCUGCUUGGACGAAAUCUCACGUCGCAAGUCAACUCGUUCUUCAAACGGGCAUCAACGCUUCCAAUGAUCACUGAUGAGGAAGUUGAGAACGCGCUGCAAUCUCUCUUCUCCUACUUCGAUGAGAACUUUUCUACGAUGAAACAUACCCUAACAGAUGCCACAAUGGUCGCAGUCAUGACGCGAUUGUGGAAAGAGGUGUUGAUGGCAAUCGAAGCCCUUGUCGUACCUCCUCUAUCAGAGAAGCCGUCUAGUCAGCGUCCACUCAACCAGCGCGAGCUCGACGUGGUUUACAAGUGGCUGAAGCUGCUCUAUGGCUUCUUCAAUGCACAAGACGAGGAUGGUGAAGUUUUGGGCGUCCCCGCCGAAGUCCUCAAAUCGCCUAAGUAUCACGAGCUCAACACACUCAACUUCUUUUACUUCGACAGCACCGAUAAUCUAAUCCGCACGUCGGAGCGUAUGGCGGCCGCCACCGCCCAGCGCCAGCAGCAGCAGCUCCAGAGCCAGAUGACCUCCAACCGGCUCUCGGCGCCACCCAGUCUCGGGCCGUCGUACAGCGCGGGCCCGGCAUUCGCGAGCAUGGGCACGAUCCGCCGCGGCAAGAGCAUCAUGAUGAGCCGCAACCUCGGCACGAUGCGGCGCGCCAAGGAGGAGAAGCGCAAGGAGGCGCAGGCUGACCCGUCGGACGACAUGAUCCUCCGCAUCCUGCGCAUGCGGCCCGAGGCCGCCGGCUACCUCAAGGAGAGGCACCGCCAGAAGGAGCGCAUGCAAGCCGCUGCCACCGCUGCGAUGAUAGUGAAGCAGAGCGUCAGCCAGGGUUGGAACUCCGGGGGUGGAGGUUUUGGGCGGGGUGGUGUGCCGCGACGUUAA
This is a messenger RNA of Anthostomella pinea, 4122 nucleotides long. Lineage: Eukaryota; Fungi; Ascomycota; Sordariomycetes; Xylariales; Xylariaceae. The record is from the annotation of a GenBank genome assembly.